AUGCAACAUCAUGCAACAUCAUCAUGUAACAUCAUCAUGCAUAAUCCUCAUCCAACAAAUCCAUGUAACAUCAUCAUUUACCAUCAUCAUGUAACAGCAUCAUGCAACCUCAUCAUUUAUCAACACCAUGUACCAUCAACAUAUAACAUCAUCACGUUAAAUCGUCAUGAAACAACAUCAUGCACAAUCAUGAAUUACCAUCAUCAUGUAACAGCAUCAUGCAACAUCACCAUGUACCAUCAUCAAUUAACAACAUCAUCCAACAUCAACAUGCAACAUCAACAUUUACCAUCAUCAUGUAACAGCAUCAUGCAACAUCAUCAUGUAACAUCUUUAUGUAACAUCAUUUUGCAAAAUCAUCAUGCAAUAUCACUAUGUAACAUCAACAAGUAA
Schistosoma turkestanicum is the source of this 393-nucleotide messenger RNA. The record is from the annotation of a GenBank genome assembly. NCBI's taxonomy places the organism in Eukaryota, Metazoa, Platyhelminthes, Trematoda, Strigeidida, Schistosomatidae.